AUGAACUACCUGGCACGUUGCACGCAGCGUUUAGCAAGGAGCCUCCCCGGCUCGGCAGUCUCCGGAAGCCUUCCUUUGCAGGGCACCUCUACGGUUGGCUCCGCCCCGAGCUUCUUCCAGAGCCUGGGACCCGCGGCUGGCGGCCAGCUGCCUCAGAGCAGCGCCAACUUCCAGCUGAGGAGUGCCAGGGCCUGGUUCGGAUUUCCGCCGAAGCUUUCCACGACUCGCUACACUGGAAUCCAUUGUCAUCCAGGUCGACCGUGGGGCUACCCGAAUCCGACGAAGCGGCAGGGAAAGGUCCGCCGACUUCCCAACGUCCAGCUGAAGCGAUGUGACUUCCGCAUUUCGACCUCCAACGACGGGCAGUUCUACUUGCGGCCACCCUUUCCACCACGCAUCAAUCGCACCCUCGACGUCGAGGCUCCGGGCAAGGCGAAGAAGAAUCCAUGGCCCACACAGGUGCACAAGGAUUACAAGCUCAAGUGGAAGAAUAUCGAGUAUGUCUACGUGCCACAGUUGAUGCGGAAACCUUUCGGUGGCCCCCACCAGCGUUGGGCCGGACCAGUAACCCGGGUUGAGCACCUCCAGAAUGGCAAGACAAAGUCCGAACUUGUGACGCACGAUGACGAGAUUCUUCAUGAUGCCGAUUAUGUGCAGCACGAGAUCGACAAAGUUCGCGCAGAGAAGUCCAAGACCGUCGAUGACCGCAACAAGAUGGAGGAAAUCGCGCAGGCCACGGCAGAUCGGCUCCGUGCGGACAUUCGUGAUGCCUUGACAAUGAAGGCCGACUUGGAGACUCAGAUCUACAAGACGAAGAGGCGACAGCAAGAGCAGGAGGAGGAGAACGCCCGGCUCAGGACAAUGUCUACGCAGCGUUCGAUGUUUACGGUGUAG
Messenger RNA from Symbiodinium sp. CCMP2592, 894 nucleotides. The record is from the annotation of a GenBank genome assembly. NCBI's taxonomy places the organism in Eukaryota, Dinophyceae, Suessiales, Symbiodiniaceae.